Messenger RNA from Ceratina calcarata, 1148 nucleotides. It is a transcript of the gene sta, whose product is annotated as stubarista 40S ribosomal protein SA. Gene Ontology annotation, molecular function: structural constituent of ribosome. Gene Ontology annotation, cellular component: small ribosomal subunit; ribosome. The record is from RefSeq and is a predicted model, not a curated record. The transcript has 6 exons. Bases 139 to 1068 code for a protein of 309 amino acids. Lineage: Eukaryota; Metazoa; Arthropoda; Insecta; Hymenoptera; Apidae. Gene Ontology annotation, biological process: translation.
GCAUGCUAUUCCAAAAAAAUAAAUAAGCGGGAGCAAAUAAGUAAGGCAUCUAACGCGUCCAACAGUCCAACUUCCUUUCCGAAUGGAAGUCUCCUAGUGGCAUUGAUAACGUUAUUCGUAAUUCAACCAAACGUUAAGAUGUCAGGAGGUUUAGAUGUAUUAUCCCUCAAAGAGGAUGAUGUUACUAAAAUGUUAGCAGCCUACACACACUUAGGUGCUGAGAAUGUUAACUUUCAAAUGGAACAGUAUGUGUACAAAAAGAAAAAUGAUGGUAUCAGUAUCAUCAAUUUAAGACAUACGUGGGAGAAGUUGCUGUUAGCAGCACGUGCAAUUGUGGCUAUAGAACAUCCUAGCGAAGUAUUCGUUAUCAGUUGUCGGCAGACUGGCCAAAGAGCUGUUCUGAAAUUUGCCCAGCACACUGGUGCUACACCAAUUGCUGGCCGCUUUACUCCUGGUGCAUUUACUAAUCAGAUUCAGUCAGCUUUCCGUGAACCACGGUUACUGAUCGUUACCGACCCAUCCACCGAUCACCAACCAAUUACUGAGGCCAGUUACGUCAAUAUUCCGGUAAUUGCUUUUUGCAAUACUGACUCGCCUCUCCGUUUCGUCGACAUCGCAAUUCCCUGCAACACGAAGAGUCUUCACUGCGUUGGUCUCAUGUGGUGGUUACUCGCAAGAGAAGUAUUAAGGCUGAGGGGAUCCAUCGCACGCGAAAGCAAAUGGGAUGUUGUCGUCGACUUAUUCUUCUACCGAGAUCCAGAGGAGGCUGAGAAAGAAGAACAAGCCGCGAAGGAAAUCGCACCGGCCAAAGACUUCGCCGCAGUCGAGGUGACAGCUACUGCCGAGCCUGGCUGGGUCAAUGAAGUUGACACUGGUGCGGUGGCUCCUGAAAAUUGGGCCGAUGAUGUAGCGACACCAGCUGCAGCUGCUAUUCCGGCAGCAGGUGCUGCACCCGCGUUCCAAACCAGUGGAGAUUGGGCUGCUCAGACGUCCGAGGAAUGGACCACCGCGGCACCAACUGCACCUGGACAACAAAGCUGGGGUGGAGCUACUUCAGAGAAAUGGUAAUUUCGUUCUCUUUGACGAUUUCAUAUUAAUGACACACUUUGUACAAUGAACGUAAUAAAGUUGUGAGAAUGUCAAAGUAU